UCGCCCAGCUGUCCGACGUGGCCAGGACAAGCCACGUGGCGUCGGGGUCAACUAUAAGACCCUCGCCCCCUUAUCGAACCCACCGUCGAUGCUCGAAUGUCGCAAUCUCUCCUCCUUCCAGUCUUCCUCUCCGUUUUACAAAUCAAUAGUUACAUAUUCAGAGAUAGAGAGAGAAUUGUAGAUAGACCCUAGGGUUUGUAGGAUGGGGACGCCGUUGACGGGGCGCGACGCCGGUGGAGGAGUGGCGGUGCUGAGUCCGGUGGAUUCGAAUUCGACGUUAUCCAAGGCUUGCGUGGACGAUUCGGACCUCAAAUCCCCGAUUUUAAUCUUCCUGUUCUUCCACAAGGCUAUACGGCUGGAGCUCGACGAGCUUCAGCGAUCCGCCAUGGCCUUCGCCACUGGCCAGCUCGCCGACUUACAGCCUUUGUUCGACCGCUGCCAUUUCGUUCGGUUGAUUUACAAGCACCAUUGCAAUGCCGAGGAUGAGGUCAUCUUUCCAGCUCUUGAUUUUCGAGUGAAGAAUGUGGCACAGGCAUACUCAUUAGAGCACAAAGGAGAAAGUGAUCUGUUUGACCUUUUAUUUGAGCUGCUAAAUUCUAAUCAAGAAAGAGAUGAAAUUUUUUCUAGAGAGCUAGUUUCAUGUGCAGGAGCCCUUCAGACAUCACUUAACCAGCACAUGUCAAAAGAAGAGGAGCAGGUUUUCCCCUUGCUUAUUGAGAAGUUCUCUUUUGAAGAGCAGGCAUCCUUGAUCUGGCAGUUCUUGUGCAGCAUUCCUGUGAAUUUAAUGACAAAAUUCCUCCCUUGGCUUUUAUCUUCUAUUUCACCUGAUGAGGGUCAGGUGAUGCUGAAGUUUUUGCAGAAGAUAGUCCCAAAAGAGAAGCUUCUACAACAGGUUAUAUUUUCCUGGAUGGAAGGGAUGAACACUAGCAACAGGACUAGAAAUCUUGAUGGUGAUUCCCAUAUCCAGUGUUCAACAAACUCUAGUGCUUGUGGAAAAUUAACCCAUGAAACAGACAAAGUAACCUGUGCAUGCAAAUCUUCCAAGACUGGGAAGAGGAAAUACUUGGGAUCAAUUGGUAAUGAUUGUGAUGCCUAUGAGAUGCAUCCAAUAAAUGAAAUAUUGCAUUGGCAUAAUGCUAUAAAAAGAGAGUUGAAUGACAUAGCAGAGGAAGCUAGGAAAAUACAGCUGUCUGGGGAUUUUUCUAAUUUAGCAGCAUUAAAUGAAAGGCUCCAGUUUAUAGCUGAAGUUUGCAUAUUUCACAGUAUAGCUGAGGACAAAGUCAUAUUCCCUGCCGUAGAUGGAGAAUUAUCAUUCUUCCAGGAACAUGCUGAAGAAGAAAGUCAAUUUAACCAAUUUCGUUCUCUAAUUGAAAAUAUUCAGGGUGGAGGGUUCAAUGCUUCUUCUGCUGCUGAAUUUUAUGCAAAAUUAUGUUCACACGCUGAUCAUAUAAUGGAAACCAUACAGAGCCACUUUGAAAAUGAGGAAGCUCAGGUUCUUCCACUUGCUCGAAAACAUUUCAGCUUCAAAAGACAGCGGGAACUGUUGUAUCAGAGUUUGUGCGUGAUGCCACUGAAAUUGAUUGAACGUGUGUUACCAUGGCUGGUGGGAUCACUGACUGAAGACGAAGCCUCAAGUUUCCUUAGAAACAUGUAUAUGGCAGCUCCGGCAAUGGAUACUGCUCUAGUAACGCUUUUUUCAGGUUGGGCAUGCAAGGGACGCCAGCAGGGUACAUGUUUGUCCUCUGGUGCAAUUGGUUGUUGUCCUGUGAAAAGGUUCACAGACAUCGAAGAAGAUUUUGUUCCGCCAUCUUGCCCAUGCCCACUCUUAGUUCAGAUGGAUGAAGUUGAAAGACCAGUCAAGCGAAACGUUUCAAUGCUCAGUGAAAAAGAUGAUGUAGAUAACCAUCUAGAGACUGUAAAUGACGAUUAUCAGAAUCGUAGAGAACGAUCUUGCUGUGUCCCAGGUCUGGGAGUGAGCGGUAAUAAUCUGGGACUGAGUACUCUUUCUACAGUGAAAUCGUGGCGUUCUUUAUCCUUCAGUUCAUCUCCUCCUUCACUUAAUUCCAGUCUUUUCUGUUGGGAAUCAGAUAAUAGCUCUUCUGACGUUGGGCGCAUAGUGCAUCCAAUUGAUACUAUUUUUAAGUUUCAUAAAGCCAUUCGCAAAGAUUUGGAGUAUUUAGAUGUUGAAUCUGGAAAACUUAGCCAUUGUGAUGAGUCAUUUCUUAGAUGGUUCACUGGAAGAUUUCGCCUGCUAUGGGGUCUAUAUAGAGCUCAUAGUAAUGCAGAAGAUGAAAUAGUUUUUCCAGCAUUGGAAUCCAAAGAGGCACUUCACAAUGUUUCUCACUCGUACACGUUGGACCAUAAGCAGGAAGAAAAAUUGUUUGAAGAUAUUUCUUCUGCCCUUUCUGACCUUUCAUACCUUCAUGAAGGCUUGAAGGGUGGCCAUUCGAUGGAGGAUUCAACUAGCAGUAAUGUUGAAUUCUCUACUGGCCAUGAUGGUGAUAGCAUGAGAAACUACAGUGAGCUAGCUACAAAGCUUCAAGGGAUGUGCAAGUCAAUAAGAGUCAGCCUAGACCAUCAUCUGUUCCGGGAAGAACAUGAAUUGUGGCCAUUGUUUGGUAAACAUUUUUCUCUGGAGGAGCAGGACAAAAUUGUUGGCCGCAUUAUUGGGAGUACAGGUGCUGAAGUGCUCCAGUCAAUGUUACCUUGGGUAACAUCUGCACUUACUCAAGAUGAGCAAAAUAAAAUGAUGGACACAUGGAAGCACGCAACAAAAAACACAAUGUUUAAUGAAUGGCUUGAUGAAUUUUGGAAAGGAACUCAAGAAUUAUCGUUACAGCCCGAUACAUCGGAAGACAGUAAUUCUUGUAAAGGUAUUGAUUCUCGGGAAAGCAUGGACCUGAGUGACCAGAUGUUUAAGCCUGGCUGGAAGGAUAUUUUUCUAAUGAAUCAAAAUGAACUGGAGGCUGAGAUUAGAAAGGUUUAUUGUGACUCAACUCUUGAUCCAAGGAGAAAAUCAUAUCUUGUUCAGAAUCUUAUGACUAGUCGUUGGAUAGCUGCACAGCAGAAGUCAACUCAAGCAGCAGAAAGUGAAGCUUCUGAUGGUGAAGGUAUACCAGGAUGCUCACCAUCAUUUAAGGAUUCAGAGAAACGGGUCUUUGGAUGUGACCACUACAAGAGAAACUGUAAGCUUCGUGCUGCUUGCUGUGGAAAAUUGUUUACAUGCAGGUUCUGCCAUGACAAUGUGAGCGACCACUCAAUGGAUAGGAAAGCAACAACAGAAAUGAUGUGCAUGCGCUGCUUAAAAAUUCAGGCAGUAGGACCUGUUUGCACAACACCUUCAUGCAAUGGGCUUUCCAUGGCAAAGUACUAUUGUAGCAUAUGCAAGUUUUUUGAUGACGAGAGGACCGUCUAUCAUUGUCCAUAUUGCAAUUUAUGCCGACUUGGGAGAGGUCUUGGUGUCGAUUUUUUUCAUUGCAUGAAAUGUAAUUGUUGUUUGGCCUUGAAGUUAGUAAACCACAAAUGUCUGGAGAAAAGUUUAGAAACAAACUGUCCCAUCUGCUGCGAGUUCUUGUUCACAUCAAGUGCAACAGUCAGGGGUCUACCUUGUGGCCAUUACAUGCAUUCAGCUUGUUUCCAGGCAUAUGCGUCCAGGAAUUACAUAUGUCCAAUAUGUUGCAAAUCCAUGGGAGAUAUGGCGGUUUACUUCGGUAUGCUUGAUGCUCUCUUGGCUACCGAGGAGCUUCCAGAGGAAUACAGGGAUCGUGUUCAGGAUGUACUGUGUAACGACUGCGAACACAAGGGCACGACCCGGUUCCACUGGCUAUAUCACAAGUGUGGGUUCUGUGGAUCAUAUAACACUCGAGUGAUCAAAACAGAGUCCAGAAGUUCCGACUGCCCUGCAUCCAACAACCAGUGAAAGGUUUCUUCAUUUUUCUCGAUCCAGUAUGAUGAGAAUAGCUUGUAAAUACUUGUACAGAGCAUGCUCUCAAAAUUUGUUCCCCAAACUUUUGAUUCCGUGCCCAAAAUACCAACCAACUUCACAUCUGCUGCUGCUCAAUGAUUUCAUGUAUACAUAGUAAUGGGGUCAGAACAGAGGAGAAUCUCCAACUCUUCUUCCUAAGCUUAUAUUUUCUAUUUAGUUAAAUACAUUAGGGUAAGUUUCACCCCCACCCACCCUCGCGGUUUCAGUCAUUUUUACAACCACUUUUUUUUUUAAGCAUAGCAGAAAUAACUUUAAAUGUCUAUUUGGAGGUUCGAACUUAUAAUCUCAUGCUGCUUGUGAGGUGUUAGUCAUCA
Diospyros lotus (date-plum) is the source of this 4299-nucleotide messenger RNA. RefSeq names its product zinc finger protein BRUTUS. The transcript is spliced from 14 exons. NCBI's taxonomy places the organism in Eukaryota, Viridiplantae, Streptophyta, Magnoliopsida, Ericales, Ebenaceae. Bases 203 to 3919 code for a protein of 1238 amino acids. Gene Ontology annotation, biological process: ubiquitin-dependent protein catabolic process; protein ubiquitination. Gene Ontology annotation, molecular function: zinc ion binding; ubiquitin protein ligase activity. The record is from RefSeq and is a predicted model, not a curated record. Gene Ontology annotation, cellular component: nucleus.